This is a messenger RNA of Ochotona princeps (American pika), 2495 nucleotides long. RefSeq names its product A disintegrin and metallopeptidase domain 3-like. The transcript is spliced from 21 exons. The coding region runs from base 99 to 2321 and encodes 740 amino acids. The record is from RefSeq and is a predicted model, not a curated record. Gene Ontology annotation, cellular component: plasma membrane. Gene Ontology annotation, biological process: binding of sperm to zona pellucida; proteolysis; cell adhesion. Gene Ontology annotation, molecular function: metalloendopeptidase activity. NCBI's taxonomy places the organism in Eukaryota, Metazoa, Chordata, Mammalia, Lagomorpha, Ochotonidae.
CCCUCCUAUGCGGUCAUCACGAGCUGUUGCUAUUCCGUUCCUAACGGCCCAUUUCCAACCAGUCUACCAUACCAAGUGCCCAUGCCAGUUUCCACACAAUGCUGAGUUUCCUGUUUCUCCUCUCGGGCCUUGGUCUCCUGACAUCCGUGGCUCUGAGUUCUGAAAAGCCAUUUCUGCACAUAACAGUGCCAGAGGAGAUUGGAGCCAGCACCCACCAAGGUCAUGUUUCAGAAGCGCAGGUUACCUACAUUCUCAAGAUUGGGAACGAAUUUCACACUCUUCUUCUUGAAAAACAGUCAUUUUUAUCACCUUAUUUCAUGGUAUAUUCAUACGACAAAUUAGGAACACGGAAUAUGAUUUCUUCACAAAAACUGGAUCACUGCUUUUACCAAGGGCAUAGUAAAGAGUUUCCCAGAUCAUCAGUGACACUAAACAUCUGCUCUGGACUCAGGGGAGUGUUACAAUUUGAGAUGGUCAGUUAUGGAAUUGAACCGUUGGAAUCUUCAGGUAGUAAUGAACAUAUCAUUUUUCAAAUGAAGAAUCAUGAAACUGGUUAUUCACCUUUACAAGAAUAUCAAGAAAUGACUCAAAGUAUAAGCAAGUCCUACAAGAUUCUGGUCAAAUCAGAGAAACCGUCAGAUGUUGCCCUACAGAAAAGUACUCUGAAAAUACAGAUCGUUAUGGAUAAAGCCAUGUAUGAUUUUAUGGGCUCUGACGCAGACCUGGCCACUGAAAAAGUUGUUCAUAUAUUUGCUCUUGUUAAUUCUAUAUUUUCUCAAUUAAAAACAACGAUUUUGCUGACUUCUCUGGAGCUCUGGUCAGAAGAAAAUAAGAUUUCAACAAGUGGAACUGCUGAGGAAAUAUUACAGAGAUUCCUGUCAUGGAAAAAGGCAAAUAGACUUCAAAGUCCCAGUGAAAUGUCCUAUUUAUUGAUUUACAGAGACUAUGCUGACUUUGUGGGAACAACAUAUUAUGGAAUGGCAUGCGAUCCAAAGUUGGCUGUAGGAGUUGUUCUGUAUCCAAUGGUGAUAACUUCGGAGGCAUUUUCUGUUGCUGUGGUACAAUUGCUUGGAAUUAAUCUGGGAUUAACAUAUGAUGUCACGUCUAACUGUUACUGUCCUGGAACUGUGUGCCUAAUGAAUCCUGAAGCAAUACAAUCCAGUGGUGUGAAGCAUUUUAGCAGUUGCAGCAUGGAAGAUUUUCAACAGUCAAUAUCACAGCCUGUAUUGGAAUGUCUUCAGAAUGAAAAACCUCCAAUAGUGGAUUACCAAGGAAAAUCUUCAACUUGUGGCAAUGGUGUUUUGGAAGGAAACGAGGAAUGUGACUGUGGCAUUCCAGAGGUGUGCACUCACAAAAAGUGUUGCAAUGCUUUGGAUUGUAAGCUGAUUGAAUUUGCUGAGUGUGGCAGUGGAAAGUGCUGUGAUAAAAAAACUUGCAAGAUACUCAAGAGAGGAAGACUGUGUAGGAAAAGCUCCGAUCCAUGUGAUUUUCCAGAAUUCUGCAAUGGGACAUCUGCAUAUUGUGUACCUGAUGUGAAAUCAGCAGACUUGGAACCAUGCAAUAAUAACAGUGCCUACUGUUUUCAAGGAAGGUGUCGAGAUCGAGACAGGCAAUGUGCAGAACUCUUUGGAGAAUUUUCUAAGGGUGGCAAUUAUCUGUGUGUCGAAGAAGUGAAUUUUCAAGGUGACAACUUUGGAAACUGUAAGACCAAAUGCAACUUUAAUCACGUUCUUUGUGGAAAGCUAAUAUGCAGGUGGUCAAAAUCGUCCAUAGUGGUAAAGAAAAAUUAUGACAUACAAUACAUGUAUCUUGGAGGCCAAGUCUGUAUAUCUGCAAAGUUAAGACAAGAUCAAACAGCUGAUGAUACCUAUGUGGAAGACGGUUCUAUAUGUGGUGACAACAGAAUGUGUUACCAAGGAAGUUGCUCGGACAUCGACAUUUAUCCAGCGAAACCCAGUUGUAACUCAAAACAGCUGUGUAACGGGCAUGGCGUUUGCAAUGAUCGUCUUAAUUGUCACUGUGAUGCUGGAUAUUCUCCCCCUUAUUGUGAGGCAACAAAACAUUCACCAGGAGGGAGUAUUGAUGAUGGAUUUUGGAACCGUCCAGGUAAGGGAUUUUCCUUGCCAGAAGGAUAUCAGCGUUCUGGACCAAAGAAAGGCCUUUUAUUCAGUUUAUACUUUUAUCUACCACUCUUUGUUAUCAUUGGUGUCAUUGCUCUGAAGUGGAAUAAAUUGAAGAAAUUUUGGCAAAGAGAAGAACCUUUAAGUGAAGGAUCAUUAACGGAAGAAAGUAGUGGUAACAGCAGUGAGUCAUGGAAUUAAAGUCACUAAUCCGUAACAGCAGAAACAAUAGACUGGAGGAAGGAUAUGACCAAGAAUCACUGCUAACUGCAUUGACUCAAGAAUGAAAAACCGUGUCUGGCUUGGCUUUCCUUUAGUUGUGACUUUCAGGUUUCACUUCCACUAAAGAAAAUAAAUCCUGCGACUGUGAGUGAA